CUGAAGCCACAUAGCAAUUAAAUUCCAAAUUCCAGAUGCCACCACACAAACUCCUAAUAUAUGAUCACAAGUUCCAUCCAAGUUACUACACAACUGACGAAGAGUCGACGGUAUAUCCACACCUAAACCCUAAAUCCCAACUAUUCUAACACGUCCCCUUUCAUACAUUGCUAAUUUCAAAGGUAAAAGAGCUCAGAGUUACUAUGGAAAAUGAUGAUGUCGAAUACGGACGUGUUCCUAAUGAAGCCGAGCCUUUUGAAAUCCUUCUUCGGUGUGUAGAGAGUGGAAAGAAAUGUGUUGAAAAACGUCCGUCUAUUUGUAUGGUUCCUAGUGUCCUUAGAAACCUUAGCGAAAAGUCAUUCAUACCUCGAGUGGUUUCUAUAGGACCUCUGCAUAAAGAAAACGAAAAUCUGAAGAAAUUUGAAUGGCUAAAACAUUCUUUUUUGUAUGAUCUAUUGUCCCGUUCAAGUGACCCGACAUUAGCAGAGCAACUAAAUGAAUGUUUGGAAAAGGUGAAUGAUUUAAUUGAAGAUAUCAGGUCAUCUUAUGAUGACAUGAUAAAAGAAAAGUAUAAAGGCAGAAUUGAUCAACUAGCCCACAUGAUGGUCCUGGAUGCUAGCUUUAUACUUGAAUUUUGCCUCAAGCAGGAAUAUAAACAGGAUAAUAAAGAAGCAACAAUGUUAAGCAAGAUACAAAUCACUUGUAUUGCCAUUGACUUAUUGUUGCUUGAAAACCAAAUUCCUUUCUUUGUUCUUCAAACCAUCUUCGACUGCACCAUAAAUCGUAAGGGAAGCCAUCAAGAAAAUUACCUUACUUGCCUUCUCCAAAAGAUUCUAGGAAAAUACAUUCACCCAUUUGCCCAAUGCACUAAAGAUUCAGAAGAUACAGAACAUGCGCAAUGUUCUGAUGAUUCAAAAAAAGAGUCAGAACACGCGCAUGUUCUUGACUGUUUACACAAAACUUACAAAGUGAAGACAUCAGAGAAGGUUGGAGAUUGUCAGGCAUCAUUGAAUUACAAUCACUCUGUAGUAGAAUUAGACAGGUCAGGGGUGAACUUUAAGCCGCAGAAGGAAAAAGAGAUGGAAAUGUCUAUGAGUAUUAUCAAGUCACGUUCGUGCUAUAAUUUGUCGCCUUGGAGCAAGCGUACGCUUUUCAUGCCAACACUUGUUAUACAAGAGUUUACUGAGACAGUUUUGAGGAAUUUUAUUGCAUAUGAGCAAUUUUCCCCUGAAGUGAACUACUAUUUUACAUCGUAUGCGUCUGCCAUGGAUAUGCUUAUUGAUAGCGAAGCGGAUGUUGGCAAGUUGGUUGAAUCAAAAGUCAUUGUCAACAAUCUUGGUUCAAAUAGGGACGUUGCAACAGUGAUCAAUGGCAUAUGCGUAAACAUAGAGAUUGAACGUUUUUGCUACUCUGAAGCGAUACAAGAAUUGGAUAGCAUUCAUCGUGUUUAGUCUUCAGGUUCUUCAGGCCGUGUUAAGGAUCAUAGACAGAUGAUUCACAAUUAUUGCUUACUUUGUAUACGGAUUAAAGUAGCCAAUGGCGCCUGAAAUCAAUGUUUGCUUUUUCUCCUAUCAUCGGCCCCAGCAUCUGUAAUAAUUGCCUUUUCUUUUAUUGUCUAGAGAAUCGUGGACACAUGAUCCACAUGUGUUGUACCAUAUGAUUAUGAUAUGAUUAUAUAAUAAUUAUUUUUUUUUUGUA
This is a messenger RNA of Erigeron canadensis, 1698 nucleotides long. Its product is annotated as putative UPF0481 protein At3g02645. NCBI's taxonomy places the organism in Eukaryota, Viridiplantae, Streptophyta, Magnoliopsida, Asterales, Asteraceae. The transcript has 2 exons. The record is from RefSeq and is a predicted model, not a curated record. Bases 204 to 1451 code for a protein of 415 amino acids.